Molecule: messenger RNA, 1964 nt
Organism: Mauremys reevesii (Reeves's turtle)
Lineage: Eukaryota; Metazoa; Chordata; Testudines; Geoemydidae
Gene: ANKRD33
Product: ankyrin repeat domain 33
Exons: 5
Coding region: 392-1735 (447 amino acids)
Molecular function (GO): protein binding
Source: RefSeq, a predicted model, not a curated record
AAGGGAAAACUUUCCAUAUGCCUCAGUGUCCCGGGGAGCGUCUCCGCCCGGCUGGAGCAGCGCUGAAACCCACAGGGCCAGGGACAGAGGUGGAAGAGCUGAGUGUCCCCAGAUAAGCCCUGGGAGGGAGAGAAGAGAUUUCUCUGUGCCUGGGCCGAGAGGCGAACGCUGGCUCAGUAUUUCCAGGGAUUUCCAAAGCUUCGCUGAGCCAGAGCAGAGCAGCAGCAUCCCCCAGCCUGCAGGGACCGGCGACGGGUGCCUCAGGGAAGGGGCAGGAGACACUAAUGGUCAGAGUCAUCAGCCAGGGGUGAAGGGCGCCCAGGCUCCUGGCGCAGGGUGGGCAGGUGGUGCCGUGCCAGGCCCUGCUCCCUCUGGAUGGGCUGCAUGACAGAUGACAGCCGUGGAGGAGAGCGUGCUGCAGACCUGGAAGAGCAGCCCGGAUGCCUCGGACCCAGAGCUGCUCUACGAGGAGGAGGAGGAGGAGGAGGCAGAGCUCUCUGACACCAGCAGCAUCCUCUCCGACGACUCCGUCUACCCCUGCUACGAGCCCGCCCCGGCCGCGGAUGGUGGGCAGUCGCUCACCUUCUACCAGUGCUGUGCCAGGAAUGACGCCAAGCUGCUGCAGGAGAUGCUGGCGCGAGGGGUGAGCCGGGAGGAGGUCACGGAGCUGGAUAUCAACAGCAGGAAUGGGCUCAUGGUGGCCUGCUUCAAGGGCUUUGUGGACAUCGUGACCCUGCUGAGCAAAUGCCCCUAUGUAGACAUCAAUCACCAGGAUAAUGACGGGAACACGGCCCUCAUGAUCGCUGCCCAAGCAGGACACGUCACGAUAGUUAACUAUCUCCUGAACUACUACCCCAUGCUGGAGAUCGAGAAGAGGGACGUGCGGGGCCUGACAGCGCUCAUGAAGGCGGCAGUGCAGGGGCGGAAGGAGUGCGUCACCGCACUGCUCCUGGCAGGAGCUGACCUGACAGCGGUGGAUCCUGUCCGGGGGAAGACCGCCCGGGAGUGGGCAGGUCUGACUGGGCGCUUCGAGACCAUUGUGCAGAUCCGCAGCAUCCUGCAGCGACCCCGAGCCGAGCAGUUCAGUGACCAGUACCGGCCCGAGUGGCCGGCGCUGCCCGAGCUGGUGGCCCAGGCACUGGCCACUAAAUCCAGGUGCGAGAGGCUGUUGGAGAAGAUCUGCUCCAUCUUCAGCAUCAGCCUCCCGCAUGACCCCGAGGCGGACGGGGUGAUGGACCACAUGGUCCGGAUGACCACGUGCCUGGCCAGCCCCUUUGUGGCUACGGCCUGCCAAACCAUCUGCCCCAGGAGCCCCCCCGAGGUGGGCAAGCAGAGGCUGUCGGUGCCGGAGAUCCUCGAGGAGUACACGCCGGAUCCUGACGCCAAGUCCGAGCCCGACUCAUCCUCCUGCCACGGCCAGGCUGUGUCAGAGACCCGCGUCCUGGUCCCGUACCGGAGCCCCUCCGGCAUGCUGAGAUUCCUCCCCCUGCGGCUACUGCGCAGGAACAGCGUCUUCCCCGGAGCCCACAUCCCCAAAAUCAAACUGGUCAAGGCCCCCUUCCCCCCAGCCUGCCAGGAGAAGCCGCCGCGGGCGCGGAAAAGCAAGAACCUGCUGGAGCUGCCCAAGUGGAAGUACAAGGAGCUGAAGGAGGAGAAGAAGAGAGCGGCUGAGGCAGAGGAGAACCAGAAGGAGACGACGACGAAAACAAAGACGAGCAAAGGGAAGAAGUCAUAGGGGAGGGGGGAGCUCCUAGGACGGCAGCUGGCCAUGGGGGUCAGGCCCCAGGGACGCCUCAAGGACACGCUCGCCCUGUCUGCUGCUUGGGGGCUGCCCUGCCCUGAAAGGGCUUUUCACCAAGGGGCAGAGCAGAGCACGGCUGGUGGGCUCAGCGGUGAGAAAGAGACAUGGGGAGCUUCAAACCGCAUGUGAACGGUCAGCUGAACCCCACCGAGAACCCCCAGCC